Molecule: messenger RNA, 2325 nt
Organism: Psammomys obesus (fat sand rat)
Lineage: Eukaryota; Metazoa; Chordata; Mammalia; Rodentia; Muridae
Product: protocadherin beta-15-like
Exons: 4
Coding region: 1-2325 (774 amino acids)
Biological process (GO): homophilic cell-cell adhesion
Cellular component (GO): plasma membrane
Molecular function (GO): calcium ion binding
Source: RefSeq, a predicted model, not a curated record
AUGGAACUAUGUGGCUAUCUGGAGCACCGACAGAGGCAAGUUCUGUUGAUCUUUCUCUUACUGGGAGUGGCUAGGGCUGGCUGGGAACCCCACCAUUACUUUGUGAUGGAGGAAAUGCCCAGUGGUACGGUUUUGGCUGACUUAGUCAAGGACCUAGGGCUGGGAGUUGCGGAGCUAGCGGCUCGAGGAGCCCAGGUGGUCUUUGAGGAUAACGAAUCACGCUUGCAGCUUGAUCUACAAAGUGGGAAGCUAAUUUUAAAUGAAAAACUGGACCGGGAGGAGCUGUGCGGACCCACUGAGCCCUGUGUCGCUCAUUUCCAAGUUUUACUGAAGAAUCCACUGGAAAUAUUUCAAGCUGAGCUCCGAGUGGGAGACAUAAACGAUCAUUCUCCCGAGUUUCCUGAAAGAGAAAUGACCCUGAAAAUCAGAGAAAACAGCCCUGUUGGUACCAUGUUUCUUCUUAAAAACGCUCAGGAUCUGGAUGUGGGUAACAACAGCGUUCAGAACUAUAGUAUCAGUACCAACUCUCAUUUCCACGUGUCCGUCCGAAGCCGAGGUGACGGGAGGAAACACCCGGAGCUGGUGCUGGACAGAGAGCUCGAUCGCGAGGAAGAGGCGGGGCUCAGAUUAACUCUGACAGCGCAGGAUGGCGGUUCUCCGCCCAGGACUGGCACCUCCCAAAUCCGGAUUGUUGUCUUGGAUGUAAAUGACAACGCCCCGAAAUUUUCACAGGCUCUGUAUCAGGUGCAAAUCCUAGAGAACAGCCCCAUGGGUUCCCUGGUUGCUAAGGUCUCUGCUAAGGAUUUAGACACUGGGACAAACGGGGAGAUAUCAUAUUCUCUUUUUCAUAGUUCUCAGGAGAUGAGCAAAACAUUUGAAAUAAACGCCCUGUCAGGAGAAAUUAGACUAAUUAAAACACUGGACUUUGAGACAACAUCUUCAUAUGAAGUAGAUGUAGAGGCAGUGGAUGGCGGAGGGCUCUCUGGGAAAUGCUCUGUUUCUAUUCAGGUUGUGGAUGUCAAUGAUAAUUACCCGGAACUAACUAUAUCAUCGCUCACCAGUCCCAUCCCAGAAAAUUCACCAGAGACAGAAGUGGGUCUGUUUCGGGUUCGGGACAGAGACUCUGGGGAAAAUGGAAGGACAGUUUGUUCUAUCCAGGAUGGUGUGCCCUUUACCCUGGAACCUUCCAUUGGGAACUUUUAUAGACUGGUGACAGAGGGCCCCCUGGACAGAGAGAGCAGAGCCGAGUACAACAUCACCAUCUCCGUCUCCGACAUGGGCUCACCCAGGCUCACAACCCAGCACACCAUAGCAGUGCGGGUGUCCGACAUCAACGACAACGCCCCCGCCUUCACCCAAUCCUCCUACACCCUGUCUGUCCGCGAGAACAACAGCCCCGCCCUGCACAUAGGCACCAUCAGAGCCACAGACUCAGACUCUGGCUCCAACGCCCACAUCACCUACUCGCUGCUGCCACCACAGGACCCGCAGCUGGACCUCGACUCGCUCAUCUCCCUCAACGCGGACAAUGGGCAGCUGUUCGCGCUCAGGGCGCUGGACUAUGAGGCUCUAAAGACCUUCGAGUUCCGCGUGGCCGCUACAGACCAAGGCUCCCCUGCUCUCAGCAGCCAGGUGCUGGUGCGUGUGCUGGUGCUGGACGACAAUGACAAUGCGCCCUUCGUGCUCUACCCUCUGCAGAACGCCUCUGCGCCCUGCACUGAGCUGCUGCCCAGGGUGGCGGAGCCUGGCUACCUGGUCACCAAGGUGGUGGCUGUGGACCGCGACUCUGGCCAGAACGCCUGGCUGUCGUUCCAGCUGCUCAAGGCCACGGAGCCCGGGCUGUUCAGCGUGUGGGCGCACAAUGGCGAGGUGCGCACCACCAGGCUGCUGAGUGAGCGCGAUGCCCCCAAGCACAGGUUGCUGCUGCUGGUCAAGGACAAUGGCGAUCCUCAGCGCUCUGCCAGUGUCACUCUGCAUGUGCUGCUGGUGGAUGGCUUCUCCCAGCCCUACCUGCCUCUGCCAGAGGUGGCGCGCGACCCCGCGCAGGAUGAUGAAGAUGUGCUCACGCUGUACCUGGUCAUCGCCUUGGCGUCUGUGUCUUCACUCUUCCUCUUGUCUGUGCUGCUGUUCGUGGGGGUGAGGCUGUGCAGGAGGGCCAGGGCAGCCUCUCUGGGUGUCUGCUCUGUGCCUGAGGGACAUUUUCCUGGCCACCUGGUGAACAUCAGCGGCGCAGAAACCCUGUCCCAGAGCUACCAAUAUGAGGUGUGUCUGACUGGAGACUCUCAGAGUAAUGAUUUCAAAUUCUUGAAGCCAGUACUGCCUUGA